AUCUGGAUGAGUGUCAGAGCAAACAGCACAACUGUCAGUUCCUGUGUGUGAACACCAUCGGAGGAUUCACCUGCAAAUGUCCUCCAGGCUUCACCCAGCACCAUACUGCCUGCAUAGAUAAUAAUGAAUGUGGGUCGGACCCUGCUCUGUGUGGCUCUAAUGGUGUGUGUCAGAACAGCCCAGGCAGCUUCAACUGCGAGUGUACUAGAGGAUUCUCAAUGGACCCCAAUGGACAGAGCUGUGAAGAUAUGGAUGAGUGUGAUGGUAGCCACCGCUGUCAACACGGCUGUCAGAACCUGGUGGGAGGGUACCGGUGUAGCUGUCCUCAGGGAUACCUACAACACUAUCAAUGGAACCAGUGUGUCGAUGAGAACGAGUGCCAGAACACUCAGAUCUGUGGGGGAGCGUCGUGCCACAACACCCUGGGGAGCUUCCGUUGCCUCUGUCCCACUGGGUUCAACUACGGAGACCAGGGGGGGUGUAGGGACAUCAACGAGUGCUCCUCCUCCUCUAAUCCAUGUAACUACGGCUGUUCCAACACAGACGGAGGGUAUCUCUGUGGCUGUCCACCUGGAUACUACCGCGCUGGACAGGGGCACUGUGUGUCAGGCGUGGGCUUUGGUAGUGGUGUGAGUCUGGGCCAGGGAGGAGGAGGAGGAGGAGGAGGAGGAGGAGGAGGGGCAGCAGCAGAGGUGGGUGACAAUGAUCUGUCUCCUGAGGCCUGCUACGAGUGUAAGAUCAACGGUUACCCCAAGAAGGGGCGCAAACGCCGCGACACCAACUCAACGCUGGAGCAACCGCUGGACAAUGCACAGCAUCAGGAGACAGUGAGCCUGGAAAGUGUGGACAUCGAGGACACCCUGCUGUUCAACCUGAACAUGUCCGGCCUGUCCAGCCGAGACCACAUCCUGGAGUUCACCCCGGCCCUGUCCACGCUCAACAACCACGUGCGCUACUCCAUCGACUACGGCAACGAGCUGGGCUACUUCAAGAUCAGCCAGAGGGAGGGGCUUAGCUACCUGCACCUGUCCAAGAGGAAGUCCCUCCCCCCUGGAGCCUACUUCCUGCAGAUCAGUAGCAUGGCCGUGUACAGGAAGAAGGAGCUGGCAGCGCUGGAGGACAGCAACGAUAAAGACUACCUCACAGGCCAGCUGGGAGACACACUCACCAUGAGGGUGCAGAUAGUCCUGCAUUAACCUACACUACAGGACUGACUGGGGUGGCUGGGCUGGGCUGGGCUGGGUGGGGAGUGUCUGCCUGUAAACACUGGUCUAGGAACAGAUUAAUUUACCCUUGAUCCAUAUCUCAACCAUUAGGAUGGGGAGAGAAGAUCUGACUCUGGGUCAAUGGUUAUGGGCAACUUCUACCUACUCUGAGAGAGAGAGCUUGGGACAAGCUCAACGCCAAAGAGACUAAUGGGUGGGUGGGGGGAGGGGGGAUUGCGUUGUUUGAUUCCCAAAGAUGAUUCUACAUAUCAUAGAUACAACCUUUAGUGCUACAAUGUAGGCCUAACCCACUGGUAACAGUAUGGCUGGCUGUCUGAAGAAAGGCUUAGAGAAUGAGAAUGACAUGGAGGGAAGACGUGACAAUGACACAACAAUAACCACUCUAAACUGCUCUGUGCAGGAAGCUCUGGUUUGAAUGUUUUUUUAUUUUUCAUGAAAAAGGUUUAUAUGAAAUGAUAUGAUAUGUGGAAUCUGCCACUCUUUUGUGGGACAUGUAAGGCAAAUGCCAUAUCCACCCGUAGCCCCUACCCCCAAGACCAUGAGGGUAGUUAGGGAGUAUGGGGUAGGGGCUAGCGGUGGAUUUGUGACUGAGUAGCAGAGUGCAACAGUCACUGAUGCUGAGUGUUCACAGCUUGGCAGACGUGGAAGUGAAAGGCAGCGUUCAGAUUCUCCACCCUUCUCCCUGAAGUGUGCACUUGCUCACUCCCCCUUCAUGGUUCACAAAGCAUUGGCUGCUAAGGAGAGUUUCCACCAUAUUAAAUAAACCAGUCCAUUCCUUUCACAUCCCUGAGGGGAGAAGGGUAGGGAAUCGAACCGUAGCUAAAGUCUUUAGCUAGAAGGACCCCUCUUCCUCAUCAUAACUAUGCUUCUUCAUCUUCCCCACUGACUAGAUUUCAGCAUUACACAUAUUUACUGGUGCUAGUAACAAAACCACAUAGACUUAUGAAUGCACUGUCAUACUCAACAACACACAGUAGCUGUCUGUCUACUGUCCUUUUAAUAAGAUGUCAGACAUCUUCUUUUCAACCAAAAACAAAGUAACAGCCUGUCUGCUCUCUAUACCACAUGUAAAUGAAGUGUGUUUAUACUGUAAUCAAUGCCAUGUUUAGAAUGUUAAUCUAUGAAGCCUUUUGUAAACUAGAGAACGCCCCUGAGAGGAGGGGGUGUAAUGGUGCUUAUAAUGGCCUACUACUUCCUUUGAUAAACUGUAUACACACACACAUUGCAAACACACAACACAAAUACACACACACGCCCUCAAACACACUCAAAACACACACCGUUCUGAUGAUGCCAAACCUGUGCCUUCAUGAUUAUGCACUGAGGUCGACGCGGCCACACACUUUUCGCUAGUACAAUCAGUGCUCCGUAGCGAAAUCAAUCAGACCAGCCGUAGACACAUCCGUCUGUCGCAUCAGUGAGGGUUUAGUUGUAAAGUCACAAUAAAAACAUUUUUUUGUUUAAAAGGUUU
This is a messenger RNA of Salvelinus namaycush (lake trout), 2697 nucleotides long. RefSeq names its product fibrillin-1-like. Bases 219 to 1196 code for a protein of 325 amino acids. The transcript is spliced from 6 exons. The record is from RefSeq and is a predicted model, not a curated record. Gene Ontology annotation, molecular function: calcium ion binding. NCBI's taxonomy places the organism in Eukaryota, Metazoa, Chordata, Actinopteri, Salmoniformes, Salmonidae.